Oryza sativa Japonica Group (Japanese rice) is the source of this 4143-nucleotide messenger RNA. Its product is annotated as zinc finger BED domain-containing protein RICESLEEPER 2-like. The record is from RefSeq and is a predicted model, not a curated record. Gene Ontology annotation, molecular function: protein dimerization activity; DNA binding. NCBI's taxonomy places the organism in Eukaryota, Viridiplantae, Streptophyta, Magnoliopsida, Poales, Poaceae.
UCAAUUUGCAGUGAAGCUAAGCACUGGAGAGGAUCUCAACCCGCCUCCGCUUCUCUCCAGUCUCCAUCCCCCUCUCUCUCCUCUGCUUCCGGCGGACGCGCCGCCGGCCAUCUCCCCGCCGCCUCGCCGCCUCGCAAGCGCCACCCCGCCCGCCGGCGAAGAGCUUUGUGUGCGCGGCGUUGGACCGGCCUUCCUUUACUUGCCGGACCGACCACGCGCGGCCGGCGAGCAGGUAGGUGGAAGGAGGGAGGGGCCCCGACGACGCGGCCGGCCUCGCUCCACCGGCCUCCGUCUCGGUUCGGCUCGAAUUGGAGGCAGUUAUGGAUCCCAUGGAUGAUCAUGACAGUGACGAGUUGCCGUCAGGGGUGGCGUCAGAUGAAGCUCACGUUGCCUUCAGAGCGAGAACUAAGAAAAGGUCCAAGGUGUGGGAUGAGUACAAGCCUAUCUAUGUAAACGGAGUGGUUCAAAGCGCGGAAUGCCGCUACUGCCAUAUUCUGAUGAGUUGCAAAGGUUCUGAUGGACAUUCCAAUGGAACGAGUCAUUUGUGGCGGCAUCAGAAAAUUUGCCGGGCGAAAGAGGACUUGGAUCUGGCUCAGUUACAUGAUACUGGUUUCCCAUAUGUGAUGAAUGAUAUUAAUCCGGUGGAUCAAAUUCAUCCAGAUUCACUUGAUGAUAUAAAAUUGGCAAGUCACAGUGACAACAGCAGGUUCAGAUCAAAGGUGUGGGAGGAGUUUACGCCUGUAUAUGUUGAGGGGAGAAUCCAGGGUGCUGAAUGUCUCCAUUGCCACAAGCGACUUAGUGCAGAUAAAGGUAGAAGCCAUUUGAACCGGCAUACUCAGACUUGUCCGGCACGAGGAGAAACUGGAAUAAAUCAUAAGAGUCCGUUUUCUCCCUCCAGUGCACCAAGUUUUAAAUCUGGGGUUCAGGAUGAGCUUUCACCUGCCUUGACAAACGGUAAAGUUCAGAUUGCAGAGUAUGCUAGCAAACUUCUCAAGGUUAAUAGCUCAGUUGACAAAACUCCCCAGAGCCAGCACAUUCUAGCUUUGCCAGCACGAGACAACAUGACCAAAGAACAAAAUACCUCAUCUACUCAUGCUGCUCCAGAUGUAAGCACCAGUAAAUUUGAUCAGGAAACAUCUUAUCAAGAGCUAAUUAGAAUGAUAGUUUUGCAUGGAUAUCCCUUGUCAAUCGUGGAACAUGAAGAAAUGAAAAGAUUUGCAAAAAGCCUCAACCCGUUGUUUAACAUGGCAUCAAGCAUUGAUGUGGAAGAGUAUUCAACUCUUUUAUAUCAGAAAGAAAAGGCUGACCUUAAGGAGAAAAUUGCUGCACUUUCAUCCCGACGGAUUUCCUUAUCAGCAAGCAUUUGGGCUCCUCAUGGAGCUGAGCCCACUGUGAAGUACAUCUGUUUGACAGCGCACUUUAUUGAUGCAGAAUGGAGGCUUCAAAGGAAAAUAAUCAAGUUUGGUGUGUUUUGGUCGUUGCCUACUGAUUUGGAAAGAAUGAUACUUUAUAAGGAGGCUUGUGUAUUAGACUCUGAAAGUGGGCCAUAUAAUGUCAUAGCAGAAGCUAUAAGUGAUUGGAAUCUUGAUAAUAAGCUUUUUAGCUUGAUAUCCGUCAGUGAAAUUAGAAACCAUGAAGGUACCACAAAGCUUAAGGACAUGCUCAUACAAAAAAAUAGUCUUCCUAUUAGAGGUGAGCUAUACAAUAUUGCCUGUGUGGAUGACGUGCUUAACAACAUUGUUUCAAAAGGGCAAUCAAUGCUUCACCUUGUUGAUAAUAUACUAGAAAGAUUUAUGCUGGCACAUGCGUACUCAUCGUUAACUCAACAGCAACUUUUUGAAGCUGUUACAAACAUGGGUUUGAAGUGUCCCCAGGAAGACGCAAAAUGGUGGCACAAAAUUUACUUCAGGCUUGAAGUUGUUCUGCAUUGCAAGAAGGCAUUUCCAUCUGAAGAGUUGUUACCUGCAGAAGACUAUAAGGUCGUUGAGUCUAUCUGCAAGAUUCUGAGGGCUUUUUAUCGUGCUAUUGAAGUAAUCUCUGGUCCUGUUUGCCCAACAGCAAAUGUGUACUUCAAUGAAUUAUGGAAAGUUAGAACAACUUUGCAAGAAGAAGCAUCUACUGAUCACACUGAAGUUGCUAGCAUGGUGAGGGAGAUGCAGGAAGCAUUCCAUGAAUAUUGGGAAAAUUCAUACCUAUGGCUGUCAAUACCUAUAGUUCUUGAUCCCAGAUUCAAAAUUACUUUUAUUGAGUUCCGUCUUAAACGAGCUUUCGGUGCUGAAGCAGCAAAGUAUGUAGCUGCUGUACGUGAAAUAAUCAGGGAGCUGUUUCAUGAAUAUUGCGGCCCUGUGGAUAAAGGUGUUCACACGUCAAACAAUGAAGCUCGUGAUGUUGAAAUGGAUGGAUUUGACAGUGAUUCAUUGGAGGAUUGGGAUCAGCAUCUUAGUGCACAAUCAAGGAGCCAACGGUUGUCAGAGCUUGACAAUUAUCUCGAGGAUGGCCUUGUUCCAAGGAAAGAUGAUUUUGAUAUUCUGAACUGGUGGAUGAUUCAUUCUACAAAGUAUCCAACUCUUUCAGUUAUGGCACAGGAUGUCUUGGCAAUGCCAUCAUCUGCUCUUCAUUGCAAGGCCGCCUUCAGCAGUGAGGGUCCAGUAAUUCAUAAGCAAUGGAGCACUUUGAACAUCAAGACAAUUGAGGCGCUUGUGUGUACCCAGGAUUGGAUUAGAUAGAAUGGCUGCAUGCUGUACAAGACAUCUUGCUGCUGAAGAUUUUCACAAAGUACAUACUCAUGGUACUUCUAACCUAGGAAUCUAGGACACUGUUGGAAAGAGUUUACUGCUCAUUCGGCUUACUGUAUUAGACAUCUAGCAGAUGAUAGUAUGUCUUAAUAUUUCUGCAAUUCUUCUCCAAAUGUGUAUAGAACUAGUCGUUCACCCGUUUGUCAUGGAAUGUACAAAAUGUACACCUCUGGGUGUUCUGAUGUAUCGUACAAUGUUAUUUAUUGUAUCGGCAUUUUUAGGAUUAUAACACAGAUGUGAAUGGUAGUGCCAUUGAGUUACUAUUGCGGUUUCUGAAUUUGCUAUGAUGGGUUUUACUGCAUUUACCUUGGGGCUGAUGUGUAAGUGUCGACGACAGAUAGAACCUUUUUGCCAUGCUAAAAUUUACAUAUAAUUGGGUGCAAUUCUACCUCAAAAAAGACACUAUAGUCAUGGUUCCUUUUUCCGAUUGUUAUUUUUUCUUUACCUGAUGCAAUUGGAAUGUCAGGUCCAAAGGUGGAAAAUGGUAAUAAUUGUAAUAGUGCUGGAUCUGGGUGCCCCUGUUUGCAAUCUGCUAUGUCUUCACUUGCCAGCAUGCAUGGUCGGUUUUGUUGUUAACGGAAACGGGAUGCUGUUUUCUCGUUGGCCAUCUCACUUAUGUUUAUGCCAGUGUUUUCCUCUCACAGGAGAACAAAACAGAAGAAUAUGGUAUAAAAGAACAUAUGGAUCUGACCAGACAAUGGACAAAGCAGAGUGACUCAAGGAAAAGGGAAAAAAAAAGAACCCAAACAAUUAGGGCAAAACAAGAUUAUAAGAGUGAGCACACUUGGGCAAACAGUGCUCCGUCUGUGUUUGGAAUCAAUCCAGCUAGUGGAAUUAUCUCGAAAUCAUCCGUCUUACUGCCAUCAAGAUCAAGUACUAGAAGCAACGUCAGUUAGACAGACAAUUCGAAAGAACACCACUUGUUAGAUUUGAUCCCAAACACCGAUGGAGUAGCGUCUGCCUAAGUGGGCCUUGGCUCCUCUGCACCCCAACAACCUAAGAAGAAUUCAUGGAGGCAAAAAAAAAAAAAAAAAAGCAAAAUUUACCCCCAUGGAUUGGUCAUUCGGAUGCAGGGGAGCCAAGUCCUACUUAAGCCUAGUCACGAACGAGGUGACUAGCUGCUCGCCGCCGGCGGUGAUGCCACGGCCGCCGCAGUAGCGCCGGAGGUGCGGGUGCCCCUCGGGCCUCGCCGGAGGAGGUGGAUGAGCAGAGCCACGCCGCCGUGGAACGCCGCGCACAAGGCCAUGAUUGCGCACGCCUGGCACGACGACGGAUCUUGCGGAAGCUCCGGCGCGGCGGCGAUUGCCGCGGAGACCACGCAGACGGCGCCGACGACUGAGGCGCGCAU